Molecule: messenger RNA, 1676 nt
Organism: Spirodela intermedia
Lineage: Eukaryota; Viridiplantae; Streptophyta; Magnoliopsida; Alismatales; Araceae
Source: the annotation of a GenBank genome assembly
AUGGCUAUCAAGCACGUUCUAAGAUACUUGAAAGGUAUAAUUUACUAUGGUUUAGUCUAUGAAAAAGGACAUACAAUUGGUUUAGUCUAUGAAAAAGGACAUACAAUGGCCGAAUUAAUUGGUUACAGUGACAACGAUUUUGUUGGUGAUGUGCAAGACAGAAAAAGCACCUCAGGGCAGGUCUUUUUCUUUGGUAAGAUGGCGAUUAGCUGGGCUUCUCAGAAGCAGAAGUCAAUAGCCUUAUCUUCAUGUGAAGCAGAGUAUAUUGUUGCUACUACUGCCGCAUGUCAGGGUGUGUGGCUUAAUCUUCAGGUCUAUGAAGCUUCUUAUGGAUAACAAAUCCGCCGUUACCCUAAGUAAGAAUCCGGUGCAUCAUAGUCGGACUAAGUACAUUGACAAAUGUUAUCACUUUAUUCGUUAGUGUGUAGAAGACAAGAAGAUCUUAGUGAACUAUGUGAAGACUGAGGAUCGAUUGGUGAAUAUCCUCACCAAGUCACUCGGAAGGCUAAAAUUUGUGGAGAUGCGGGAGCGCCUAGGCAUCAAAGAUGUCCAUAUGGAAGAACUGGAACAAGGGGGAGAUUGAAGGGCUUGAUCCAGUCUCAUCGUAUAACAUCACAAAUAACAGUCUCUAGGAAAUACUUUAGCGAAACUGAUUUGAGCAUUUUCCCUUCUUCCAGGUAAUUAUUUUCUGUUUGCAAGAUUGAUCGGGGCCAUCUAUCGUUGAGAGUUAUAACGGCGAGGAUGGUGCCAACAUGAACACCAAGCUAACUCAGCGUAGUGUUAAUUGUGUGGUGUCUCUCUCUCCUACAAUGAUUGGCUUCCCUUUAUAAGGGGCUAUGUGUUCAACAUAUUGACUGUGAAGAACGGAACAUACUUUUGAUCAAUUAUAGUUCUUCUCAUUUUUCUCCUUGACUCUUCUUUUAUCCGAGAGUUUUGGUGUGGAUCUGACUUUGCAAAGCCAACAGAGAGGAUGUUUAUGUUGAACAAACAGGUCCUACAUUGUCAAUGAUCUCAAUUCGUAAAGACUCGAUUUUUGCAUAUUUCAUGGGUGGGUGCGUAUUCAUCUUGCAGAGGGAGGAGCUUUCAAAGCGGCGGCGAACGUAAAACUCAAAUCGAACUUCUUUCUGAAGUAUGAGAAAAACCAUAUCACCAGCUAAUUACAGAUCGAAUUGCAGUGACGGUGAUGGCGGCGAUGAAGAGGAGAAGAGAAACAGGGGAGGUACAAAAGGGAAGGAGGGAGGAAGGAGAUUCGGGGGGUUUCCCUCACGGAGCGGGGAUGACUUUCUUGACGAUCUCGUCGCUGAGGGCGGCGAUCUGGGAAUCGAGAGCUUUGAUGGUGUCCUCCUUCUGGCGCUCCAGGUUGGCAAGGGCCUCCGCCAGCUCCGCCUCCACCCGCUUCCUCCCCUCCGCCAGCUUCCCCUCCAGCUCCGCGGUGGUCUCCUUCUUCAUCUGGUUCAGCGCCGCCGAUAUCUCCGCCCGCGCCGCCUUAAUCACCGCCGCCGCUUGCUCCUCCAUCUGCUUCACCUCCGAAGAGGUGUCCUUGACAUCUCCCAGCUUCGCCCUGAUGGCGGCGUCCCGCUCGUCCAUGAACUUACCCAGAGGCGUGAAAUAGAUCUUGUCCAGAGCCACCAUCAGCAGAAGGAACUCGGAGGCAAUGGCGGGGAGGGUCAGAUUGA